Syzygium oleosum is the source of this 1212-nucleotide messenger RNA. RefSeq names its product probable transcription factor At1g61730. Gene Ontology annotation, biological process: regulation of DNA-templated transcription. Lineage: Eukaryota; Viridiplantae; Streptophyta; Magnoliopsida; Myrtales; Myrtaceae. The transcript has a single exon. The record is from RefSeq and is a predicted model, not a curated record. Bases 1 to 1212 code for a protein of 403 amino acids. Gene Ontology annotation, cellular component: nucleus.
AUGGCCCCGAAACGCAAGAAGUGCCCAACUCCUCCGCACGAAUCACCGCAGACGGACGCUUCCUCCGGCGAAGAGUCGCGCACCGACCCCGUGCCCCCGAGAGCUGAAGCGCAACGGAAAGUGGACGAGGAAGUUGAGAAGGAUGCGGAGGGAGGUAGUGAUGAAUCCUCCGAAGAGUCGGAGCCUCGGUCUGGAUCGGAAGAUGGGACCCGCGCUGCCGUGCCCGUCGACGCGGCCGAGGAGGGCACGACGGUGAGGAGGCGGCCGGCCGGAAAUCGACGGUUGGAAGAACCGCCGGGGAAGAGGGAGAGAAAGGACGGCGACGCCGCGGUACUCGGACACCGCGGUGAAGCGACGAAGCACGAAACCCUAAAGCCCUCGAAGCCCUCUCUGGACCCGGACACCGCAGACGAGACUCGCAUCGUCAAGGCCGUCGCCGCGGGCGAGGAGGUCGCGCCGGCGGUGAAGAAGAAGCUGGCGGCCGGAUCUCAACAGUUGGAGAAGCGGCCAGGGAAGAGGGCGAGGAAGGGCAGCGACGCUAACGACGAGGAGGCAGGGGCCGCGGCGCAGCACACCAGGGAGGGGUCGGGGAGGUUUCAGCGCAAAUGGAGUGAGAAAGAUGAGAUCAAGCUCCUCCGAGGUUUGAUCAAGUUUCGCAAAAAGAAGAGGCUAGAGCCCUCGACCAACGUCGGCAUAUUCCAAGAUUUCCUCGACAAGAAAUCGGUACGGUUCGACUUCUCUCCCAACGAAUCGCAGCUCCUAAACAAGAUUAGGAAAAUGAAAGUCAAGUUCGUGAAUGGGUGCAAGACCGGGCGUAUAUGGAAGAAGCCCCAUGAUCAGAAGGUCGCUGAGCUUUCCCGUGUCCUCUGGGGCGGUGGGGAAGCGCGCUUGUCUUUGAAGAAGAGUAUGACUCCGGAAAGUGCCAGCAAGAUUGCUGCUGCUGCACCGUCGAAGCCGCCGGAGGAGUUCGAGGACGGCGAUUGGGCCGGCGAAUCUUCACUGUUGGAGCUGACCAGCAUGGGGCUGGGCAAGGAAGUUUUGAGGAUCGGUAUGGGGAUGAUCGACCGGUCGGAGAUGGAGGAAUUGAAGGAGAGGUGGCAGCAACUGCGCAUGUCCGAGCUACAGGUCGCCAACGAUAGAGCGGCGCUCGUGAAUCACCAGGCAAGGUUGUUCAUGGAUCGCUAUCGUCGAGCGAAGCAGCAGCAGGUAUAG